UUCUCUAACGCUCGAUGGCGUACCAGUGCGGAUCGUGAUUCUGCGGGACGCGCAGCGUCGCGGCGUCCUCCGUGUCUCCGCCGUGUAUCCUCUCGUCGUACCGAUCUCGCGCGCGUCCGUCCGUCCGUCAGCGAUCCGACCGAGACGCGGCGCGAACGGCCGGAUUUCCCCUUAAGGGUCCAGUGCGACGAGAACCGUCGGAGAGGGAUCGGAUGAGGAGUAUCCACAAGGGACAUGUGGGGGAACAGUAAAUUUGGGCAAAAAUAUGAGAGAUACAUGACGCCAUGAUAAGAUGCUUCUUAUCACAGUGACGAUCGCAGGACGUCAACGUCUAGCGCGGAAAGUUACAUCGGUUGCCGUCCAAGAAGGAAUACGAUAGCUCGUCACGUUUACUACUUUUCCCAAUGCUUUUAUCGUUCCUUCUCGCUCUUGAACGUCCCGAUGACCGGACAAUGGCCGAGAAUAAACGUACGAUCGAAGAUGAAGGGAAUUUAUGCUGAGAGUACGUUCAUUGAUGGUCGAACCGGGCCACCUCUCUUGAUCUUGAUCGAUAGAUACACGCGACACGCGCGCGCCUGUAAUCCGUCGUGACUUGGCACGUGUGUUUUAAAAACACCGCGAUCGCGCGGUAUCGAGAUAUCGAGGUUCGUCCGUGCUCGAACUUUGGAUGUUUGCGCGAGCUGUGGUAGCACCGUAUGUUUUUCCGAAGAAUGUGAAGAAGGGGACGGAAGCCGAUUUACUUGUCAGUGGUCUCGCUGAGACGCGAUUAUGACGGACGUAGCAAAAGGUGCACGGACGAUCGAUGCGUAAACGUUUCGCUGAAGCUAUAGAUUCACACAGGAGAGCGAAAAACAUUCUCGACACAUAGAGCAACUUGGACGUGACUUUGGUGGAAUUAAAAAAAAAAAAAAAAAAUGGUUAGACAGCGCGAAAGACUGCUUUGAGGCGAAGGAAUAUCGAGAUUCGGCAGUCAUGUAGAAGAAGGCCGCUGCUGUCGGAUCAAGGGCUUUUGAAUUGAUUUCCGGGAAGGGUCAACGGCGACUUGAAAUCGCCGCCGGCUUUUUAGCCCGGAACAAAACGAGAAAUGAGAUUUUGAGGGGUUCGAGGGAGAUAUAUCUGCGAGUUUUGAGCGAGGACGAGAAAAAGGAACGGAGGAGGCAAGAUGUCGUGAACGUUUCGAUGGGACGCUGGACCGUUCUCUGGCGCGCAAAUUUCGGGAAUUUUUGCGAGUGGUGGAAGAAAAGUUCCUUGUGUUUGGUUUACCGAGUUGGGCGGGGACAGCUUGCCCGGAAAAUUGGCAGUGUUAGUUCGCGGGGAUUUUCGCAGUGCAUCGUGGAAGACUGCGCAAGAUUCCUCCACCUAUGAGUGAUGCUUUCGGACGUAACGUCGGCGAAAGUUCGGCCGUUAGUUCCGCUCCGUUGAACGAUACCGAGGAAUCUUGUUCGCCGGGGGCUGAUUCCACAGCGCGAUUACGCGAGGCGGAACGACGUGGUUGAGGGACCCCGAAAAAGAGUUCGCCGUGCAAGACGGUUGGCGUCUCGCUCUCGCGCGAUUCAUUUAUAAUAAUUGAAGCGAUCGUGCGUCGCACGAACGAUCGCGGCAGCGUAUCGUCAAUGGCGCACAUCCAAUCUCCGAUCGCUACAUUAGGUUACGGAUUCCGCGCGAUAUCGCGGAUAUUGCCCGUUCACGUAUCAAUAUAUAUCCCGACGAUCUGGUUUAGCUCGCGAAUCGAUCAAAAGAAACGCGCGCUCUUACUUCCGUGAGAUUGAAAGCCGCGGAUGUAAGCUCUCGUAGGCUCUCGAGCGGCCGAGGAGCGGAAUCCUCCGUAUCUCCGUGUACGGAGAGGAAGAAACAGAUCUGUGUAUAAAAAUCCACGAACGCUUAAAACAAACGGUUAAAACUAAUUUAAUAAAAUGAGAUCGGAGUACAAUCGUGCGCUUAGACGUAUCCGUGCGCGCGUAAUACGACGCACACAGAGCCAGUGAAUGUGAAAAGUGUCGGCUCCGUUAUAUCGCGCUUGUUCGUAACUCCUCCCUCGUCGAGUUUCGUUUAUAUAUCGCGCGCGCGCGCCUGCUUAUUCUCAUUCUCUCAAGCAGUGCGCGAAUACGUACGUACGUACACACGUACGUACACACGAGUGGCGGAUCGCGUGCCCGCGCGGUCUCGUGCCUCGACGCUUGUCGUUACACGUCCGAUCGUAAGUGUAACGAAACUUCCUGUAUACGCGCGGUAUCGCGCCCUGUCACGGUACAGUAAAAUUUGCGCUGCCGUGGACCGCUCCGCUGUUCACACGGACGAGGAUCUUGAUCCUCGUGUAACAGAGAGAAAGAGAGAGGGAGAGAGAGAAAGACGAUAAUUCGGCCGGGGGAGAUAUGUGUGGCACGGGGUACUCGUUUCGGAUCGGACUUGAUUAUCGGAAGUCCGUACGAAUUCGUCGGUACGGUGAUACUCGCAUUUAGGAAUCUGAAACGAACGAUUCGAGGGGGGGAGGGGGGAGACGGGUCAAGAGAGUGCGUGAGCGGUUCUAAUCAACCUCGAUUGAGUUAGAUUGGGGUCGUAGUGGUUCCGAAAGGGACACCGAUAAAAGCCAUGGGCAUCAUGGAUGCGUGGAAAGGCGGCCGGAUAAUCUAUGCUUAUCUUCUAUGGGUCGUCUUCAAGGCUACCGCAGCGGGGGGACUUUAUGAUGCCAUGAAUUCGUUGGUGGAGGACGUCGUCGUGGAGGCGGGGAAGAACGUCACGCUGGGAUGUCCGGGGGUGACGGAGGAUUCGCUGGUGUUGAUGCUCGAGUGGCGGGCAAACGGGAUGCGGCUGCUCGAGUAUAAGAGCAGAAGCACGACUGUCGUGCGGCGAACGGAACAGAACAGAAUGUCCCUGUCGUUGAAAAAUUAUUCGUUGCAGCUGCAUCCCGUCACCGCCGCCGACAGCGGUAUGUACGAGUGUCUCGUGAACAACCGGAAUGCGCCGGAAGCCGUGAUCAAGCUCAUCGUGCGAGAUGUGCCUGAUCCACCGGAACGACCGCUUGUCAUAAGUUACACGUCCAAAGCCGUGAAUAUAUCGUGGGCACCUGGUGUUAAUUCCCACAACACUCCAAUUUCGCAGUACGUCAUCUACACCCGCAUCGACGAGGACGGCCCGUGGAACGCGACGAAGGAGAUCAUCACGCCGCACAACGACACGUUCUACACCGUCGAGAACCUGAGGCCAUUCACGGUGUACAGCUUCAGAGUGGCGGCGAUAAAUGCUUUAGGACGCAGCAAACCCAGCCAGGCAUCCUACUACAUGGUGACCCUACGCGAAAUACCAGAAGGAAAACCGACCAUCACGGCGGCACACAAUACCUCAGCGACGUCUAUUUAUCUGGCAUGGAAGCCGCCGAGCCGCGACACCAUACACGGCGAGUUCCUUGGGUAUCGCAUCGGGUACCGGCGACGCGAGAAAGCGGAUGAAGAAAUGAAAAACGUUUACAUUCGUGAUCCUGCUGUCGACAAUCAUAGUAUUCACAAUUUGGAUACCUUCACGCAGUAUCUCGUCUCCCUGCAAGUGUUUAACCCCGAGGGUCAUGGACCGGCCUCGACCGUGACGGUGAUGACCGACGAGGGCGCGCCGACCAAGCCGGAGAAUCUCACCUCCCGGGGAAUCACGGGGACAACGAUUGAACUCUCGUGGUCGGAGCCUGAGAACGCCAACGGUGUCAUCGCCGGUUAUCGUGUUUACUACAUGCAUUCCAAUUACACGGACGUUAAGAUGCAUUUACCCGACAAAUCUACGGACACCGACGACAUCGACUUCGUUCUGAGGGAACUGCACCCGUUCACCGAUUACAAGAUCUGGGUGAAGGCUUACACGCGGAAGAACGAGGGCGAGCCAUCCGAUCAGAUCAUCCGCAGGACCGACAUAACAGGACCGAGCGCACCUCAGAUUUUGAAUUUAACUUGCCAAUCUCAUGAAUCUGUCUACGUUCACUGGGCCAGGCCAGCGAACUUCUGGGGCUCAAUUGACUACUACUACAUCAAUUAUCGAAGGGAUAACACGAGAUAUUACGAGGAGAUCGAGCUGUCGGCCGAUAAAAAUCAUCUCGAGAGCGGGGCUAUUAUACCCAAUCUGACGGUGAACACGGUUUACGAGAUCGUGGUACGAGGGGCCACCAGGAGUACGAUAGACAAAGGCCUGAUCAUUCAAGGUGACAGCUCUAUACCGACGAAAGUGUUGGUCACCCGCGAUUGCGACAAGAUACCGCCCUUGAUGCGCCGCAGCAGCAAGGAUCUCAGCGCGGGCGUGAUCGCCGGUAUGGUCUGCGCCUGCUUCGCCGUGAUGCUGGCGAUUACGUCCUUCGUGCUGUGGAAACCGAUCUUCAGGAAAUGCUUCCACACUGCCUACUACUAUCUGGACUACCCGCCGCGGAAUGUUCCCACUCUUCAAGAAUGGGAGAACAGCGAGCAGGACGGCGAAAGGACCGCCGUGGCCGUGCAGCAAUUCGUUCAGCACGUCGCGAGCCUUCAUGCCGACGGUGACAUCGGCUUCAGCAAAGAAUACGAGCUGAUACAGUCCGAGACCGGCGAUUAUACCGUGGAAAAUUCCCAGUUUGCUGAGAAUAAGGCCAAGAACAGAUACUUGAAUAUACUCGCGUACGACCACACUCGCGUGCAAUUGCUCUCAUGCGGCGGUGGGCCGCCUAAAAAGGGCCAGGAUUAUGUUAAUGCGAACUACAUCGAUGGAUGGCAAAGGGCACGAGCUUACAUCGGUACCCAGGGUCCGCUCCCACCUACGUUCGAUGGCUUCUGGAGAAUGGUUUGGGAGCAGCGCGUAUCAAUAGUCGUAAUGAUUACCAAUCUGGUCGAACGAGGUCGUAGGAAAUGUGAUAUGUAUUGGCCCAAGGAGGGGACCGAAACGUACGGUUACAUUCAAGUAACCUUAGUGAGGGAGGACAUUAUGGCCACAUAUACUAUCCGUACUCUCCAAAUUCGACAUUUAAAGCAGAUCAAGAAGAAGAAAAAUGGGACCAAUAUGGGCGAGCGCACUAUAUGGCAGUACCAUUACACCGGCUGGCCUGAUCACGGCGUGCCCGAUCAUCCAUUACCCGUUCUGAGUUUUAUUCGCAAAUCGUCCGACGCUAAUCCGCCCGAGGCUGGACCCAUUGUGGUCCAUUGCAGCGCCGGCGUCGGCCGUACCGGAACAUACAUCGUGAUCGACGCCAUGCUGAAGCAAGCUAAAGCCAAGAGCGAGAUUAACGUGUUCGGUUUCCUCAAGCACAUCCGCACCCAGAGAAAUUUCCUGGUUCAGACGGAGGAGCAGUACAUCUUUAUCCACGAUGCCCUGCAGGAGGCGAUCGAGAGCGGCGAGACCAAUAUCGAGUCCAAUAACUUAAUAAAGCACAUUCAAGACAUGCUGUGUCCAUCGAAUAAUAAGACUGACGCGUGGAACAACAUCGAAGCUCAAUACAAGUUGGUAACGUCGUGGAAACCCAAGGACUUCAAUCUCGUGUCCGCCACCAAAGCGUGCAACGUUCACAAGAAUCGUAACAUGGAUAUUGUCCCUAUCGAGAAUGCGCGCGUUCACCUGACGCCGAAGCCAGGCGUCGACGGAAGCGACUACAUAAAUGCAACAUGGGUCUCAGGUUUUCAACGCAACCGCGAGUUUAUCAUAACGCAGCACCCGAUGGAGAACACUAUAAUGGAGUUCUGGCAAAUGAUGUGGGACCACAAUGCGCAGACUAUCGUGAUGUUAACUCAAUGCGACGAGGAAUACCCGGAGUUUUGGCCUAUCGAGGGGAAGGAUCUUGAAUCCGAGACAUUCCGAGUACGACUCUGCGCAACGAAGGAGACCGUGAACGGGACGAUUCUACUGGAAGUCGCGGUUCGAUCGUUACAGGAUGAUUACGAGCUCAGCGCUAGGAUCGUUCAAGCGCCGUCGAAUCAGAGUGGUUUGUGGCCGCAUAACAACAACCCGAAGACUUUCGUCAGUAUCAUUCAGGACUUUCAUCGAGACUAUCAGAACGGUCCUAUCGUCGUGAUGGACAGGUAUGGUGGAGUCGAGGCUGCACUCUUUGUCCUGCUGACUACGUUGAACAAGCAAUUGGAAUUCGAGCAAAGCGCCGACAUCUACAUGUUCGCGAAGCUACUUUACAUGAAGCGACCUGGCGUUUUCCGUUCAAAAGAGGAUUACAUAUUGCUGUACCAGUGUCUGGAGUCCAUGUUAUCGACGAAAGGCCGCGCGGAGCCUGACCUGUACGCCAUGGCGAACGGACACGUCGCUACGCUGAACGACCCGAACGAGAUCAGGUCGGCCUCGUCGAUUCAACACAUGCCGAUAGAUUAUCCAUCCAAAUCAUCCGUCAUUCGUGAAUACGCGACAGUAGAAGUCAGUUCCGAAUACCUGUCCGACUAUACCAUUCCUAUACGCGUGGAUCACCCGAUCGAGUCGUCCAGCAGCCGUGGGAGCGAACCCUGCCUCUCCUCCCACGGCGGCAGCAACGAUCAUGUAGUACCGUCGGAGAAAAGCAUGGUGGUGUCGCAGAGAAACAUUAGCUAUCAUAAUCAUCCGCCAUCCGGCGUCUCCGUAAUGGUCGAUGCUAACGGUUAUAUCACAAAUGGCAGCAUGCGCGUACCCUCCGACAACAUGGAGCCCAGCUGCAAGAUGAUGCCCCAAUGAUGCCGGCCUAUCUUCGGUUGCAGCGCACCCUCGCGAAGGUCGGCCCCGCUGUAAUCGAGACUUCCGGACGCGCGCGCGCGAGCAUCGGAAGUUUAAUCACAACCUGACUGAUCCUCGCAACGCGGAGGAGGUGAUAGUUCGCAUCCAGGAGAGAGCUGCAGGAUCUUCGAGCGGAUUUCUUAGUGUACAUAGAGCUAACGUGAAUGUUAAACGGGAGGAGAAAAAAAAAACGAAAAAAAUACGUGAGAGAAAGGAAUUUUGGUAAGGAAACCCUGUUUCCGGCGCGUGAGCGGACAGUGCCAAACGAAAGAGACAAAAUUGCCGCUGAUGCACGCCGGAUGGGCGAUGCUUAUCUUUGUCCGUCGCGUAAGUUUACGUUGUUUAUACUCUUAUUUUGUAUAUAUAUAUUAUACAUUGCAUAUAAUUAUUGAUAUACAUAACACACACAUGCGCGCGUGCCCGCACGUACUUGUGCAUAAUGCAUAUAAAUAGAUGCACACACAUACAUGCUACAUAAAACAUUACAUAUAUAUAUAUAUAUAUAUAUAUAUAUAUGUAUAUAUGUAUAUAUGUAUAUGUGUAGGAAAUUUGUGUGUUGUAUGUGUGUGCGUGCGCGUGUGCGUGCGCAAGUGUGUACAUACGCACGUCGAAAAUCCGACAGCUCCGAGUUGCCAAAGAAUAAUUACGAUAGCCUAAUCGUUAGGACGAUAUUAUCGCGGAUGAGUGUGUGUACAUAUAUAAUAUACGUAUACACGUGUAUCCAAUUAUUCUACGUGUUUUAGUUUAUUGUAUACAUAUGCGUGAGGAUGCAUCGUCGGGCGAAAUGCUUUCGCAUAUACGAAUCGCGAUUGUUGCGCGCGAUAACGGGAAUUCAAUUACAAGCGUCUGCCCUCUCUCGUUUUUCAUCCACAUCUCGAUUUGCGGACUCAAUACAAGCCUGGCAACGAGCGUUGGUCACGACUAUUGCACGGCGACAUUUAUCGUGCUCGCUACUGCCAUUUAGCGACGAUACAAUCGGUAUCGGCCACCGCGAUCGUCAGUCGUUAAAAUUAAGUUCGAACGAGUGAUGCCGCGCGUGUACGCUGCAAAUCCAAGUCUCCUGAGACUGAGUCGCGCGCUACGAGAAAAUGGUUACGAUGUGUAGGGAACGGCAGUGUAGGCAUGGACGAUCGCAAUCCCAAAACAAUAUCUUGGACAGUGGUGAACAAUCGAGCAGACACGCGACUUAUGUUGCGCGAGUAAACAAGUACACAUGAUAGGUUACUUACCCCUCUCCCCGGUCGCGCUGCUCGGCUCCGACCGACGCCGACUGCAAGCCUCCGCUGCUCCUUCCGCCGUUGGCCUCUCCAUGGCAUUUACACGAUCUCACACGCGCGCACUUAUUAACGAAACGAAACGAAUAAGAACGAAUUGCGCAGAGGAUGUAAUCCCCGAUACAUAAUUCCCGAUUUACCGCGCUGCGUCUCCGUGGCGUUCCGUUGGCGGGAGCUUGACUGGUGACGCCAGUGACGUCAUCGUCACCUCGGCAACUUCACUCCGAUUCACCGCCGCGACACGGCGGACGUGAGUCAAGCUGGAGUUAAGAUGCCGAAUCGACGCGGUUAAUCUUCAUUCUCUAUGUACGCAUAUUAGCGUGCGUUACCGGCACGCGUCAAACAUUUUACGCGUGCAUGAAAGUCGUCUCGAUUAGUCGUCUCGAUUUCGGUCUCUUAACCCUCGCUUGACGCACGUCGUAUCGCGCGGUGAAUCGGAGUGAAGUUGCCGCCGUGUGCUACCGAAGCUCUUUCCCGCCUACGGAACGCCACGGAACGGACGCGCAGCGCAGCGAAGCUCUCUCGAAUCGCGUUUAAUCGAAUUACGUACGGCCUGCAUAAUUGAUUCUGCAUUCGUUGCGUUUCGCUAACAAGCGCGCGCGCGCGAGUGCUAUGGAGAAGCGGUGCCGCGAAGGAUUCCGAGAGAAGGAGCAGCAGAGACUUGGGCAGCGCGACCGGAGAGGGGUAAAUAACCCAUCAUUCACUUGUUUACUUACUCGCAUCGCUCGCGACGCACUAGCGUCGCGUGUCUCGUCGAUCCUUUUUUUUUUGCAUCACGCUUGUCCAAGAUUUGUGGCUUUGGACUUGUAAUUAAAAUGCAUUGACGUUUCUUACGCAUUGUAUUCAUUUUCUCGUACCGCGCGACUCUCGGUCUCAGGAACGAGAUCAGAGGUCGUUCUCGAUGCGCGAUUACUCAAAUCAAAACUACGUCUGUAGCAAACGGUGUCGUACAACAAUUUGCGUGUACAAUUUGCCUCUCAAGUCUGUAAACGGGACACCCGUAAACGAAUCGAACGCACAACUUCGUAGAAAAUUAGACGGUUUUUGGUAACGUCUAACGCACAACAUUAGGGUGCGAUCUCUCUAUGGAAAAUAACGGGGAUUCUUUUUAUAAGUUCAGACAUAAGUUUACGUAUAAAGAGCACAGAGGCGAAAUUAUUCAUUAGAAAACAGCAGAAAGAUGUGAAAAACGCGCAUCGACUCGCGCUGUGUGUGACUUACGUUUUCUCUUUAAUUAAAAACGUAAAGUGAUAUGUAACUCUUUUACGGUGAUGACAAUCGCGAUAUUUUUAAUUGAUCAUUGCUUGUUUACCCAAGCAAACAACGCAAAGCGAAGUAAUACUUUAAGUCCCCAAUUUCCGUAUUUUCUAUUAAUUACAUUGAUCGUGUUAUUGAGAAAUCUGUUUAUACAAAUUAAUUGAUAUCUAGGUAAAUUAAUUGUAAUUAAUUGAACCUUCUCGUAAAGCCUAUUAACGUCAUUUGCAUAACGUUAGCCAGCAUCAUGAAUAUAGGAAAUGCGUAUGUGCAAGAUAGUUUUUUUUUUGUCCAUUAACCGAGUUUGAAUUUAUGACGAAGACUUUUUAAGACGAAUCUCACGUCGGGAAGAAAUCGAAAAUCGAUAUCGUAUAAAAAAUGGUCGCUUUCGUCGCGCGUAAAGAUGCUCAUCGCGCAAAUCCGUACAAAUCCGAUUUACAAACGUGUCUUAUAGAUCAUUGGUCACCGUGCGUCAGAAAGCGCACACUGAAAAAAAGAUUUGAUAAAAAUAAUUAAGCCUAGAUGAUAACUACUGAGCUUUGGUGAAAUAAUUUCAAUUAAAUAUUUAGUUAAUGUACAAAUAUUUAAUAAUAUAUAGUAACUGUUUGGUAACCGUUUAGUAAUCGUUGCUUACCAUUAAUGCAAUUACCAAAUAUUAAUAAACAUUUGGUUAUAUUAAUUAAACGUUUAAUUGAAGUUAUUUCACCAAAAUUUGAUUAUCAUCGAACUCUUUUUUCCAGUGCAGUCAGAUACUUUGCGAAGUGUACGUUCCGUCGCUUGGCCUAACUCGUACAGUACAAAUUAGUCUACUCUUUUGAACGACUAUUCAUUUAAGUUAACAAAUAGCAAUUACGUAUAGGAGAAAACUCAAAACUGGUUCGCUUUAACUUGCCGAAACUAUUAUAAUUAAGUGACAACACCAUUCUAAUAAUAAUCGCGACGAAGCAUCAUACUACCGAACGUAUUCCUCCGUGGUAAUCGACAGCGUUAUCGGUCGACUCGAACGAAUUUCCGCGGAGAACGGAGAAGGACAAAAUAAGAUAAAACAAAAUAAAAUAAAAAGAAGAACAGUUCCUCGCGCGAAUCGCGGCAGAUAAUAUUCGCCAGGUUCACCUCGUCGUACGCGUAUAAUUGCGAAAGUAGAUACAAAUCGUCACCCUUCGAACGAAGUAGAACCGCUGGACGAAACGGAGAGAGCAGAGGCAACGAGUACAAAGCCGAGGGAAAUACACACGUAGGAGAGCAGCGACUUCCGUACGUUCCGUUCGGUCAGCCCGCUGUGAUUCGCUAUGCGAUAGUGCUCGUUAGGGAGAAAAUCGCUUUAUCGUCGAUACGUGCAGUUGCGUGUGGGAAACGUCGCGAUUAGGAACGCCCGUUCGGGCACAAGACUGAUUGUCGUUCGGAUGGAGAACGAUCAGAACGAAAAUCGAUUCGCAACGUUUGCGGGAUCGCGAGAGCAUGAAAACAGAGACCUCUUCGUUCGGCGGCAAUGGACGGCUGUCGGGUGUCGCUGUUCUUCUCGAGCAAGAAUUACGUGAGGCUUGCAAACGCGAAUAACGCAAGCGCAGAUCGGAUCUUUCGAGAUAGGGGAUGGUUAAGAGCCCGGUGUGUGCAACCGAAUGUGUGCACAUCCGAUUACAGCCACGAGUCUCGAUUAAUUCACCAAUUCGUACGUACGAACGAAACACCUAUCGACUUAUCGUCUAACUAGAGAUUACUAUGUAUGUAAAGAACGUGUCUUUUAGUUAACGCCGUAAUAAUUUAAGUCACCGAGAGAGAAAGCGAGAAGAGCGAUAUUAUUGUAACAUACUCACACACACGCACAUACACACGUACACGAAAGAAGCUACGCCGAAGGAAGGUAUAUGCAUACCUGAAUGACGGACAGCUCACACAAACACGAACUCGUCGCGUUAAUAUUCGAGAAGAAAAAAAAAAUAUAUAUAUAUAUAAAUAUUUAUGAUAUGAAUGGCGAAGCCGGAGAGUAAGAUGAAUUGUGCGGGCGUGACGGACGAGGAAUCGCCCCGUCUUUAGAUCGGAUUCAAACGAGACGGAGACAAAAUGCCAUAGGAAGAGGGAGGAGAGAAGCUCGUGCAACCCGCGGGCGACCUGUACAGAGAGCGAUACCUCGUCGCGCACGUGCGAUCUAUAUUGUAUUUUACGAUAUUACACGAUUAUAUAUGUACGUACCUACAUGGAUAAACGCAAAAUAGACGUCUAAUGAGGUAUGAGUGGCCGUGAGAUAAAAGGGGAGUAGAGGAGGCAGGGGGGGAGUGCGAUGAUCCGGGGGAAUGUGCGCGGCCGCCCGCGUAUAAUUCGAUGAUAAAAUAGGUGGUGUGUAUAGAUAAUGUAGACUCUAGUCAACAUAAUAUUUGUAAGAUGACGCACACACACACAUUAUCUCGUUCGUUUUCACAUACACACACACACGUACACACACGCGCCGUUAGUUCGCAUCUAGCUCCCCUGGCUCUUUUUAUAUUUCAUUUCUAUCUCUUUCCUUCCUUCGUCGUCCGCUACGUCUACGAUCGAGACGAGAGGGAUGACGAUCGGACUGCGUUUUUGCCUGGCGUUCGUCAUCCCUCGGACGACUGUGGAACGGCUAUCCGCCGUGAUGGGAGGGGAGCAAUCAUAUUUUCCUUCUUGUUAAUUUCACUUCAAGAAGAACUCCUCCGUGAGAAAAAAAAAGCGAUUAUAGACGGAGAGGAAGAGAGAAUGGUUCGCCAAUGUUAAUCGCGGAUAAUUUCGAAUGUCGCACGAUAAAGGGCGGACGCGAAGGGGUGGUCGUGCCCCAGCGCGUUCGCCGGACUCCUUUUUACAUCCCUCGGUAUAACAAAGACUGCGAAUGUAACUGUAGUAUUCGCGCGGACCACACGUGGAGGCAGAGGGAGGCGAACGGUCUCGUUCCGAGUUGGUUUUAUGUGAUAUAUAUACGUACGUAUGUGCAUAUGUGUAUUUUAUUAAGUGAAAAACACGGAAGGGAGCGAAUUGCCGGGAGGGCGACUUCGGGAUUGCGCGGAUCUCGUUGGCGCGCAGUCGUUCGCAGAGAGAGAGUCUGUUACUUAUAUAAAAUACGUAUAUCCAGCGAGAGAGAAAGAGAUAUAUUAUAUAUAUAUAUAUAGAAAUGGAUGUGUUUUAAGAGGAUGUAUAUGUCGAAUGCCUAUCGAAACUUCAAUAGACAACCGUGAAAAAUCACACUCAAGCACGUUCGAUUGUUUCGUAACAUAAGUUGCCACGAUUUAUAACUUUAUAAAUUAUCAUUUGUAACGAAUCGCGUCGCGGAGAGAGCACACGACGAGAGGAGGAGGAGGGUAAACGCUCUCUUUCUCUCUCUCCCUCUCUCCUCCCCCGAUCCAAAACGUACGCACUACGGCCUACGGUAAAAAAAAAAGAGGAGGCAACUGUUUAUACGUAUACACUCACGAUGUUUAAUGUGAAAUUAACAAUCCACACGAUCGACACCGCUGGUACACCGAGGUCGGCUAAUGUACGCGAAAAUUGUAGCGGUAGAGAGUUUAGAGGUGGGUCCCGAAAGACACAACGGGUAUCACGAAUCCGCGCCAUGCCCAAUUAAUAUGCGACGAGAUAAUUGACGACACGAUUAAGAUUACGCGAAGCCAAUACGUAAAACGACAGUCAAGACUGCCAAACAAAUAACUACGAAAGAACAUUCCUUCCCUUUCACUUACCCCUUUUCCCUUAACUCUUUCGCUAUGGCACGUAAGCAGAAGAUGAUUCUGAAUGUAUCUUUGCGUUUCGAUCUUUUAGAACAGAAAUUCAAAUUCGACGAUGGAAGAUUUUUCUUCUACGCUACGGAAAAAUGGUUAGAAGUUGUCAAAUUAGCGAUUUAGCUAUCAAAUACAGCAAUCGAGCAGUCGCGUGGAAAGUCGGGCGUUAGCAAUUAUUAAUCGAUGUAUUUCUGUCUGUAUAAAUAAGAGGGGGAGAAUUGUAAGUAUCUUAUCUUCUGAAAGCGCGCGGAGAUAAUGGAAAUAUCAAUUAGGAUAAUUAAUCCGCAAUGUGUUUUCAUUUGUAUAUAAAUGAGAAGACGACUAUAUUAUUAUCUCCUAAAAGUGCAAGCGAAAAAAUAACGCAGGUAUCAGUUCUAAAUGGGCUGCAGCCGGUGAUGCAUUACCGUCAAGGGGAUCCGGCGAUUAUACCUAGUAGCGAAAGAGUUAAUCUCCGAGCAUAGCGACCGCACUGCCUUCGAUAGAAUUUUUAACAGAUCGAUUCUCUGACCGUCGCUCGGGAAUAAAAGAGAUCAAUUCGCGCCGGGAGGGGACGAGCCGCGUGACGUACUAAAGUCGCGAGGCACGAAUAUAAAAAAAUCAAAAAGCUCUGUUUCUCUGUUCCUACGACGUCACGCGAAUCAUCCUCGUCGCGACGCGCGAGCUCAUCGUCGACUAUAAAUCAUUGAGCGGCAACGACACGCGUCAAUGAGUUCGCGAAGAACGUGAGCGCUGGUCCACAAUGCGGUUUCCAUCAAACUCUAUUACUCGACAUACAGUACGUAUCUCAACGAAAAACGUAAAGGGGGAAAAAAAAGAAACAAAAGACAGAGGGAAAUUUUAGAGAGGUUUAACCGGAUAUAAUGAUUGCGAUAUCAGUCAUUAUGUGCGAUAGUAUUACUCGUUUUUUUAACUGUACGCUUCAUUCGAGAAGAAUUGUCCGUGCUUAAGAACAUAUACGUCUAAUAAAUAGUUUGCGAGAAA
Messenger RNA from Solenopsis invicta (red fire ant), 13924 nucleotides. RefSeq names its product tyrosine-protein phosphatase 99A (gene Ptp99A). Gene Ontology annotation, molecular function: protein binding; protein tyrosine phosphatase activity. Bases 2590 to 6648 code for a protein of 1352 amino acids. Gene Ontology annotation, biological process: protein dephosphorylation. The record is from RefSeq and is a predicted model, not a curated record. The transcript is spliced from 21 exons. NCBI's taxonomy places the organism in Eukaryota, Metazoa, Arthropoda, Insecta, Hymenoptera, Formicidae.